Messenger RNA from Sinocyclocheilus grahami, 633 nucleotides. Its product is annotated as acetyl-CoA carboxylase-like. Lineage: Eukaryota; Metazoa; Chordata; Actinopteri; Cypriniformes; Cyprinidae. Gene Ontology annotation, cellular component: mitochondrion. The record is from RefSeq and is a predicted model, not a curated record. Gene Ontology annotation, molecular function: acetyl-CoA carboxylase activity. Bases 1 to 633 code for a protein of 210 amino acids. The transcript is spliced from 5 exons. Gene Ontology annotation, biological process: fatty acid biosynthetic process.
AUGUAUGACCAGGUGCUAAAGUUUGGCUCUUACAUCGUGGAUGCCCUGCUUGAGUUCAACCAGCCUGUACUGGUUUACAUCCCUCCCCACGCUGAGCUGAGAGGAGGAUCAUGGGUUGUGAUCGACCCCACUAUAAACCUUCAGCACAUGGAGCUCUAUGCAGAUCGAGAAAGCAGAGGGGGUGUUCUAGAGGCCGAGGGCACAGUAGAGAUCAAGUUCAGAAAGAAAGACCUGCUAAAGGCCAUGCAAAGGAUUGAUGCUGUGUAUUCCCGUCUGGCUGAGCAGCUAGGCAACCCGGAGUUACCAAGCCAGGAGCGUAAAGACUUGGAGGCCAAACUGAAGUCUAGAGAGGAGUUCCUUCUUCCCAUCUACCACCAGGUGGCGGUGCAGUUUGUGGACCUUCAUGACACUCCAGGAAGGAUGCAGGAAAAGAGUGUCAUCACGGACAUCCUGGACUGGAAGAACGCUAGGUCAUUCUUUUACUGGCGUCUGAGGCGACUGCUGUUGGAGGAGGUGGUGAAGGGGGAGAUCAUGCAGGCCAACCAAGAUCUGAGCAACGGCCACAUACAGUCCAUGUUACGCCGCUGGUUUGUGGAGACAGAAGGGGCUGUAAAAACGACGUCUCGAUUAUAA